Ixodes scapularis (black-legged tick) is the source of this 349-nucleotide messenger RNA. RefSeq lists its product as uncharacterized. NCBI's taxonomy places the organism in Eukaryota, Metazoa, Arthropoda, Arachnida, Ixodida, Ixodidae. The transcript has 4 exons. The record is from RefSeq and is a predicted model, not a curated record. Bases 1 to 276 code for a protein of 91 amino acids.
AUGCGUUUCAGCUGCAUUUUGGGCCUUCUAGCAAUGUGCCUCAUUGUUCAGGCAGCUGAACCGAAUUGCACAAGGACAUGGCCAGUACUUCGGCAAUGCCUUUUUAAGUGCCAACAUGGACGUUGGGGGUUCCGCUCUAUUCCGGGCUUUACCCUCGAGCCUAAGCCGGACGGAACGCCUUGCAGGAGAGUUUUGGGCUUUUUUGGAGGAGUAUGCAAGAAUGGAAGAUGUGUAAAGCCGACAGCUAACAUGACUGGCCCAAGCCUUCCUGAAUAAACACGCAUUACUGCGGAAAGCAUUCAAGGUGGUUCCGAGAAGUGGCCCCAGUGUCUUCUCAUAAAUAUUUGUU